UAUAUGCACCCAAUCUCAUUAACAUAUUUUCUGCAUAUUUGGGAUACUUAAUGAGGCCCUUGCCUAACAGGCCUAUAGAGGCAAUGUCAUUUUUUCCUUGCUACAUAUGGGUAUUGUUCAUGUGUUGUUGUAAUAAGUGGUAACGUGUUAUUCAAGAGAGCGUGCUACAUAGUACCAAUCUGCGGAAUAAGAUUUAUGAACUCUACUCUUCAUGCACAAAUCUGGGAGAUUCAUUAUUCUCAAUGAAAGAAAAACAGCACGUCGUUUGGAAACACCAGAUUCCGCAUUUUUUGCUCCAAGGGAUGGGAGAAAGUAUCGACAUAUUUGGCAACUGGUUAUUCAAAAUACCAACAUUUGCGGUGAGCUGAGUUCAUCGUUUCACAUUUUGUUCAUGAUAGGAUAGAAACCUGGGCAGUACUGGCGGUUCGUGUGAAGCUCAUAGAACUAUGGACCUGAUCUCCGUAUAAAACUUGAACAAUAGGACCUGGUCCGACCUAAAGUGACCCAGAAUGAAACAUCUGGAGACUUUACAGGAAAGAUGUCAGGUGCAGGUGGGACACCACCUUGAGUCCUAUCCACCUGACAUACUGUCCAGGCUACCUGGCACCUUUGUGGCAGGCAUAUUACCUCACCUGUGUCAGCAUCACCUCAACAACUGUCAUGAUGAUAUUCUUCAGACAGGUGUUGACCCAAAUCCGGUGUGGCAUACCCUCUUUGCAAGUCACUUCAAAUGGGAAUCCAGAAUGAUGUUCAGACACGUCGUCAGUGAGUGUGUCGUCAGAAGUAGGGUGGAGAAAACCAUCCCAUCAGACGAUGUUUGUGAUGAAGACAAACCAGACUGGAGACAGCAGUACCUACAGCGGUACUUCCACAAGUUACUGUGGUACAGGUCUCGUCCGCCCAGACCACAGGAGGACAACCGAGAGCCUCUCCUGCUGUCCCCCAGCUGUUCAGACCAGUGUCUCCGUGCUGCCCAGGACCUGAUGCUGUACGCUCCACAUGUCCACAGGCUUCUUCUGUACGACAGUAGGGCCUUCAACUACAUACUACAGGACCAGCUUCUGCACAGAUGUCUCCUGGAAACUGUGUCCCACCUGGAGAUCCACUGGUUCCGAGGCCUGCCAGGUGUGGGGACCUUCCUGAGGAGAUGUCUGUCGUCUCCAGUUUCCAAGCUGGAGAAACUGACCAUGCACGGGGUACCCGGGGGAACAGACAGGACAGCAAUACAGCUGCUCAGUCUCUGUGCAGGCUUAGAAGCAGAGGCUAACACACCCUGUCUGUACUGUAACAACACACGAAAAGACUCAUGUGUACACGGAGAGGACUUUUCAGGAGAUGACAACAUUGAUGUUGAACAAGGUGGUAUGAAGACAACAAUAGGACCACAUUCAUCAAGAAUCCCGCCACUACACUCUGAUGAAACUUUCCACGAGCAGGACCAAGCUUCGACAUCUCAUAGGAGAACAGAUUCCAGCAACUCUUUAGAUGAAACUGUGACAGACAAGGAUGAAAGAACCAGUGACUCUGAGGAUCUGUAUGACAUCGCAGUAGGAGUAGGCUGUAGUACAUCUGACCACACACAAGUAAAUGUGAACUGUUUUGAAGAGGAGCUCCCAUUGCUGCCUGGAGACACAGGUUGCAGCUGUACAUGCGGAGUCAUGCUUGAAAGAAAGGUAUGGACAAGAAAAGAAUCUUUCAAAUGUAGAUAUAUGUUUGAACUACAUAGAGCAAUCACAAACUAAAGAUAAGAAUCCGCAUUCAGAAACUGAACGUA
Messenger RNA from Branchiostoma floridae (Florida lancelet), 1774 nucleotides. RefSeq lists its product as uncharacterized. The transcript is spliced from 7 exons. The record is from RefSeq and is a predicted model, not a curated record. NCBI's taxonomy places the organism in Eukaryota, Metazoa, Chordata, Leptocardii, Amphioxiformes, Branchiostomatidae. The coding region runs from base 510 to 1742 and encodes 410 amino acids.